Messenger RNA from Scomber japonicus (chub mackerel), 1545 nucleotides. RefSeq lists its product as uncharacterized. The transcript is spliced from 8 exons. The coding region runs from base 100 to 1401 and encodes 433 amino acids. The record is from RefSeq and is a predicted model, not a curated record. Gene Ontology annotation, molecular function: NAD+ binding. NCBI's taxonomy places the organism in Eukaryota, Metazoa, Chordata, Actinopteri, Scombriformes, Scombridae.
AGCUCAGUGAGUUUCGUUUCGGAUGUAAAACAGUCUGCAGCCUGUCGUCGCCGUCUGCUCCACAUUCAAAAGUUCCUCACUGGAAAGACAGGUGUUGGAAUGAAUAGGUCCAGGUCCAGCUGGGAUAAAAAAGCCCCUCAACCUCCAGUCACUCGGCUAACCCGCAGCUUCAGCUCCCAGACCAGGCACAGCGACCCUGCAGAGCCCCAAGAUUCUGGGCCCAGCCCAUAUGGAAAGCAGCGCAAGAAGCAGACAGACUCGGCUCUGGCCCAGGACCUCAGCCAGAUGAGUGUGAGUGGACAGGACGGUGUUCCUACAAGCAAAGUAAAGAAAGGCCCUCAGCCUUCUGGGACCAGAUCCCGGGGUGGUCUUGCCUCUGUGUCACGGCUGAUCAAGCUUGGCCGCUGUAAGAACGUGGUGGUGGUGGCCGGAGCAGGGAUCAGCACUGCCAGCGGCAUACCAGACUUCAGAACUCCAGGAACAGGUCUUUACGCCAACUUGGAGAAGUACAACAUCCCUUACCCAGAAGCCAUUUUUAACAUCGACUACUUCUCCAACGACCCGCAGCCUUUCUUCUCUCUGGCCAAGGUGCUGUAUCCUGGCAGCCACAGGCCCAACUACAUACACUACUUCAUCCGCAUGCUUCAUUACAAAGGCCUGCUCCUCCGAAUGUACACGCAAAACAUUGACGGACUGGAGAAAGUUUGUGGCAUCCCAGAUGCCAAACUUGUGGAAGCUCACGGUAGUUUUGCCACAGCUUCAUGUCACCUGUGCUACACUACGUACCCUGCUGAGGAGGCUAAGCAAGCCAUAAUGAAUGACAACGUCCCAAUAUGCACAUUCUGCGCCGCAACAGUCAAACCCGACGUUGUGUUUUUUGGAGAGGACCUUCCCCAGAAGUACUUCCUCCACUCACAAGACUUCCCCAAAGCAGACCUGCUAAUCAUUAUGGGCACGUCUUUACAGAUUGAACCAUUUGCCAGCCUGGUGAAUACGGUGCGCUCCACUGUGCCACGUCUCCUCCUGAACCGAUGUGCUGUGGGUCCGUUUGAGAAGGUCCCACUGCGGAGAGGAGACCACAUGGAACUGGGUGACCUGAAGGUUACAGUUCGGAGAUUUGCUGAAAUGCUCGGUUGGAGCGACGAAAUCGAAGAGCUAAUGAGGAGUCAGGAAACAGUGAGCAUCCCUACAUCAGUAAGCAGCUCUCCAUCAGUGAGUGGACAGACGCCUGGCCAGAACACAUCAAACAGCCUGAUGAGCAGAGGAGCAUCACAGCCUCUAGGCAGGAUGGAGACAUCCAGGUCCAGACCAGGAGCUCAAAGAGCAGCCAGCAGCGGCAGCGAGGAGACGGACUCUGAGACAGACAACAAGAGCACUGCAUCAUCCAGCCCAAGCAACUGACCCUGCAUGUUUUAUAAGAUAAGACACUGGAAAGGUUUGAGACGGUUUCCUCUCUCCCUUGUUCUCCUGUAUUCUGUACACAAUGUUUUAUCUAAUGGAGGUCAGUGUGUGCAUUUAUUCAUUGGCACAGUGUGAAAUGUUCAU